CUCAUCCUGCCUACCUGCCUGACGGGGAAGGAAGUGCACAAGUUCAGUAAACAUGGAGCCCCAGAAGAAGCUGAUCAACUCUGUGGAUCGCUGUGUGGACGAGGCUCUCUGUGGCCUGGUCAGGGCCUCUGGGGGCCUCUGUCUGCUGAAGGGCCACAGGGUUGUGCUUCGGUCUGACCUGGAUAAUCUGAAAGGCAAAGUGGGUCUGCUGUCAGGAGGCGGUUCAGGACAUGAGCCAGCUCAUGGGGGUUAUAUUGGUGCUGGGAUGCUGUCUGCAGCCGUAGCAGGAGGAGUGUUCGCCUCUCCGCCUCCCGCCAGCAUCCUGGCUGCUAUUCUCUCCUUACACCAAGCAGGAGCUUCAGGUGUUCUUCUCAUUGUGAAGAACUACACUGGUGACCGGCUGAACUUCGGCCUGGCUGCAGAGCAGGCCCGUAACCAGGGCGUCGACGUGGACAUGCUGAUCGUGGCCGAGGACUGUGCCUUCGACAAACCCAGUAAGGCUGGCAGGAGAGGCCUGUGUGGCACUGUCUUCAUCCACAAGCUUGCCGGGGCUUUGGCGGAAGAGGGCUGUUCUUUGAGCCAGAUAGUUACCAAGAUGAAAGAGGUUUUGAAAGGGGUUGGCACGCUGGGAGUCAGCCUGUCUCCAUGCAGCGUCCCCGGGUGCCUUCCUUCUUUCGACCUGCCACCAGGAGCCAUGGAGCUGGGACUGGGAAUUCACGGAGAACCUGGGAUUAAGAGGUCAAAGGUGGUGUCUGCAGAUGAGGUGGUGAAGAUCGUGAUGGAUCACAUGACCAACCCAGACAGCCAAUCCCAUCUGCCUCUGAAAUCAGGUGACACUGUUGUUUUGUGUGUGAAUAACCUGGGAGCUCUGUCCUGCCUGGAGAUGGCUGUAGUUACUCAAGCUGCCGUUACCUGCCUGG
Molecule: messenger RNA, 920 nt
Organism: Cyprinodon variegatus (sheepshead minnow)
Lineage: Eukaryota; Metazoa; Chordata; Actinopteri; Cyprinodontiformes; Cyprinodontidae
Product: triokinase/FMN cyclase-like
Exons: 9
Biological process (GO): glycerol catabolic process
Cellular component (GO): cytosol
Molecular function (GO): glycerone kinase activity
Source: RefSeq, a predicted model, not a curated record